AUACAAACAAACAAACAAACGUUCGAGAGUUUUGGCAAUUUAAAAGCUAUAGUUAAAAAGUAAAAGCUGUCUAGAUUUCACCAAAGCUCAAGGGGAAAAGAAAAGCAUAGGGCAGUGAAGACACUACGAGAGAGGAAAAAGAAGGAGAAAAUGAAGGAGAGAGGCGGGAAAGGCGGAGGUCAGCCGUCGGUGAACGAGCGAUACUCACAGUGGAAGACUCUCGUCCCCAUUCUCUACGACUGGCUCGCCAACCACAACCUCCUUUGGCCCUCUCUUUCUUGCCGAUGGGGGCCACUACUCGAGCAAGCUACUUACAAGAAUCGCCAGAGACUCUACCUCUCAGAACAGACUGAUGGUAGUGUUCCAAAUACACUUGUGAUAGCAAAUUGUGAAAUUGUUAAACCAAGAGUUGCAGCUGCAGAACACAUAGCACAGUUCAAUGAAGAAGCAAGAUCUCCCUUUGUGAAGAAGUUUAAAACCAUUAUUCAUCCUGGAGAGGUAAACCGCAUCAGAGAGCUUCCUCAAAACAGCAAAAUAGUAGCAACACACACAGACAGCCCUGAUGUCCUAAUUUGGGAUGUUGAAGCUCAGCCCAAUCGCCAUGCUAUCCUUGGAGCCACAGAGUCGCGUCCUGAUCUGAUCUUGACUGGUCAUCAAGAGAAUGCAGAAUUUGCUCUUGCUAUGUGCCAAAGUGAACCCUUUGUGUUAUCUGGAGGUAAGGACAAGUCAGUUGUUUUGUGGAGUAUUCAAGAUCAUAUUUCCACAUUAGCAACAGAUUCAGGGGCAACAAAGUCUCCAGGAUCCAAUGGUGGUAAAAGCCCAAAGACUGAAGAUAAAGUCACUGAGAGCCCUAAAAUUAAAGCAAGGGGUAUCUUUCAAGGGCAUCAGGAUACUGUUGAGGAUGUACAAUUUUGCCCCUCUAGUGGACAAGAAUUUUGUAGUGUUGGUGAUGAUUCUUGUCUUAUCCUUUGGGAUGCAAGAACUGGAUCUUCUCCAGUUGUUAAGGUGGAAAAAGCUCACAAUGCUGAUCUCCACUGUGUUGAUUGGAACCCUAUUGAUGAAAAUUUCAUUUUAACUGGAUCUGCUGAUAACACUGUUCGUUUGUUUGAUCGUCGAAACCUUACUUCCAAUGGGAUUGGAUCACCUGUUCACAUUUUUACAAACCACAAUGCUGCUGUACUUUGUGUACAGUGGUCUCCUGACAAAUCAUCCAUCUUUGGAAGCUCAGCAGAAGAUGGUGUCUUGAACAUCUGGGAUCACAAUAAGGUUGGUGAACGUUCUGGUCCAGCCUCAAAGUUUGCACCUGGGUUAUUGUUCAGACACUCUGGACAUAGGGAUAAGGUGGUUGAUUUUCACUGGAACUCACAUGAUCCGUGGACAAUUGUAAGUGUGUCGGAUGAUGGUGAAAGCACAGGUGGUGGUGGAACUCUACAGAUAUGGAGGAUGAUUGAUUUGAUUCAUAGACCACAGGAAGAGAUUCAGAGCGCGUUUGAUAGGCACUUAAUUGUUCAGCAGCCUUCUAAUUUUUAA
This is a messenger RNA of Lactuca saligna, 1530 nucleotides long. The record is from the annotation of a GenBank genome assembly. Lineage: Eukaryota; Viridiplantae; Streptophyta; Magnoliopsida; Asterales; Asteraceae.